ACAGCUUUCUUUCCUGUGUUUUUCGAUCUCUUCAGGCUGUUUUCCGUUGACCAGUAAAGAGCCGGCAGAGAGAGGAACAGUAGAGAAGGCGAGCACGGGCGGAGAGGAUAAUUGCGUUUCUGGCUGCCCUGUGGGAACAUGGGAUAUAUGACCUCAUCAUUCACCUGCGAGGCUCUCCAGUAAACAACUCCAAAUAGAAGGAUGACGGAAGCAGUUGUAGAAAGUGCAGAUGUCCUCCUAAAACCCUGUGACGUGACAUCGUGUGAUGUCAUCAGCUGCCCCUCCCCUUCGCCAUGUCCAUCCGUCUGCAAACAAAAGGAGGACGAGGAGUAUCACCAUGACAGUAAGAAGCUGGAGCAGCAGAAACACUGUAACCAGGUGCAACCAAAGAAAAAAGUUAAGGCCAAAGGAAGGUUAGUGCGGAGUAUGGCCGUCUGCGAGGAGUCCUCACCAUUUGAAGAAACCCAGGCAUCUCCGGAUGCAAACAUCUCAUCUAGCUGCCAUGACAACGAGAUAACUUCCUGUAAGGAGGAAGAACAGGAGAAGAGCACAGAUCCAAAGAAACAUUCACUGUCCAAAGAGUCCAGCGUGGAGUACACCGACUCCACCGGCAUAGACCUGCACCAGUUUAUCGUCGACACCCUCAACAGCAACCCCAGAGACCGCAUGAUGCUGCUUAAACUGGAGCAGGACAUGAUCGACUUCAUCACCAGCGAUAGUUCCUUUAAGAAGUUCCCUCACAUGUCGUCCUACCACCGUAUGCUGGUCCAUCGGGUGGCGGCCUACUUUGGCAUGGAGCACAAUGUAGACCAGACAGGCAAGUCUGUCAUCAUCAACAGGACCAGUGGCACACGCAUACCGGAGCAGCGUUUCCUGGAUGAGGUGCAUAAGGACAAGACAGAAGAGAUCCACCGGUGGAAAAUCAUUUUGAAGAGAGACAACAGCUCAGAUGACCAGACCCGACUUCAUCCCUUACGAGAGAAGCAAAGCAAGUCAAUGGAGGAGAGAGAAGAGGAGUACCAACGAGUACGAGAUCGAAUCUUCAACCAAGAGCCACCAUGCACCCAGGAGAGUGCCCAUACAGAAACCAGGGCUGUGGAGGAGUACAAUCCAUAUGCUGAGACCCAGAGGAGAAGGCAGCUCUUCAGGGGUAGCCGUGACAGCUCAGGCUCCAGCUGGACAGGCAGCAGCAGGCAGAGUAGCACCGAGACUGACUAUCGCUAUGGCAACGACCCCCAGCCGUGGAGCAGCACAGACUCUGAUUCCUCCUACCAAUGGACAAGUCCCACCCCGAAACCCCGCCAACCUGCCAACCACAGCUGGGACGCACGCGGUUCAGGCUCCAUCUCUCUUUUCAGACUGCCAUCCACUUGUCCCCGCCCCUCUUCUCCUCCCAUCAUAGAUGAGCCGGCUCCUAACUCUGCCUACAUCAUGGAGAAUGGGAUCCCGCCGGGAAGCAUUUUAGUGAACCCACAUACUGGGCAGCCUUUCCUGAACCCCGAUGGGACCCCUGCUGUGUACAACCCUCCAGACAGUCAGCAGCCAAUCAGGAGCCAGACUCAGCUGCAGGGCUCUCCCUCUCAGCACCAACAGCAGCAGGUGCUUCAGUACUCACCUGUCUCUUACACAGCUCCACAGAUGUUGCCUGUCACUCCCUCACAGCCAUACUCCACAAUUGAAGAUCUCUCCUCGCAGUUGGUUCAUGUGAGCUGUCAGUCGACGGGUGAAGCCCCUCCCCUCUACCCUCCCAAUCAGGGUUACAUCUAUGCAGCUCCUCCUCCCCCUCCCAACCCCCCCAGCUACUGCCAGCCCUCACCUCAGGUGCCUAUGUAUUACUACGGCCAGUACCCUACCUCAGCUCAACACCAAUGCAGGCCUGUCUCCCCUAGCCAGCACGUCCACAGCCAAGCAGUGCAACCAGCAGCAGGUUACGUCCCUGCUGUGGCCGUGCAGCAGUCUUCACACACCCAGGCCCAGGCUGUGCUGGGAACCUACUCACCAAUGGCCUCUCAUCAGCGUAGCAUGGUUCAGCAGGGAGGUGUUUCAGUGUCCUAUCCCCAAAGUAAAGUUGUGACCGCGGUAGGUGGGGAGGCAGGUUACUGCUGCGUGGUGCCCCCACCCUCCCACCACGGCAGCUGCCAUCCUCCCAGCUGCACCAACCUCAGUGCCCCGGCCUGGAGCGCACAGUACUGAUGACGCCUCGGCGGAUGGAGUGAUGAUAACUUUAGUUCCUGCGUGAACUCACAUGCAUACACACACAUACUCAACACAAACACCUUUUUUCACACUCCUUC
This is a messenger RNA of Morone saxatilis (striped sea-bass), 2294 nucleotides long. It is a transcript of the gene arpp21, whose product is annotated as cAMP-regulated phosphoprotein, 21. Lineage: Eukaryota; Metazoa; Chordata; Actinopteri; Moronidae. Gene Ontology annotation, molecular function: nucleic acid binding. The record is from RefSeq and is a predicted model, not a curated record. The coding region runs from base 202 to 2193 and encodes 663 amino acids. The transcript has 19 exons. Gene Ontology annotation, cellular component: cytoplasm.